Xyrauchen texanus (razorback sucker) is the source of this 881-nucleotide messenger RNA. It is a transcript of the gene cxcl19, whose product is annotated as chemokine (C-X-C motif) ligand 19. Lineage: Eukaryota; Metazoa; Chordata; Actinopteri; Cypriniformes; Catostomidae. Gene Ontology annotation, cellular component: extracellular region. The transcript is spliced from 3 exons. The coding region runs from base 46 to 345 and encodes 99 amino acids. The record is from RefSeq and is a predicted model, not a curated record. Gene Ontology annotation, molecular function: CXCR chemokine receptor binding; chemokine activity. Gene Ontology annotation, biological process: inflammatory response; cellular response to lipopolysaccharide; neutrophil chemotaxis.
UUGAGUAAUUUUCUACAGAGGGUGACUUCAGAUGCUUUAAACACCAUGAACUUCCUUUUGAUGUUGACCUUGAUUACAGCCAGCAUUCUACUUUCUAAUGCGAUGCAGCCUCUUGGCGCAGGUUACAACAGCCACUGCAUGUGUUUGAAACUUGAGUCGAGGGUAAUCCCAAAGGACAACCUCCGAAGUGUGGAGAUCCUGCCUAGAGGUCCUCACUGCAAAGCUACAGAGGUCAUUGCUGGUUUAUGGAGUGGAGAGAAGAUCUGCCUGAACCCCAGAACACCAUGGGUUAAAAAACUAAUUCACUUUAUUGAGAAAAAACGACGAGGGAUCAUGAAAGAAUAAAGGACAUUUUAUCUUUUUAUCUUUUCUAACUGACAUUACUUUGCUUCUUAUUGCUCUCUAGACACUUUGUAUGUUAUUCAUAUGGUAUCACUGACACCUCUGUUGUGGUUAAUAAGACUUAUGGGUUCUUUCUAAAUAAGUUUCAAGAACUGAUAAACAUGUAUUUUGUGUAGAACUAGUAUUUUAUUCUUUAUCUAGAAAUGUAUGUUGCAACAUCACACAGACAUCUGGUUUCCAUAAAGUCUCCUUUGUUGACAUCACUUAAAAUGGGAUAAUUAUCAGAUACUGCACCCCCUACACACGUACAAACAAAUAGCAGAUCUACAGCAAUACCAUCUGAGAACUACAACUUUACACAAUGGUAAGACACUAAAGAGAAUGUAAAUACAGCACACUUCGAUAGUACAGUUAACUAAAAACACCACCCAAAACCUGUUUUGCACACUUUAAGGUAUUCAGUCCAACCUCAGUCAGUCCUUACCCAGCCAUAAUGCAUGCUGCGUACCACAAUAUGGAUGAUUGUUGUGUUUUUUAAU